AGCGCAUCCAAGUGAGACUGUCUUCAUUCGGAUAGCAUCUCUAAUUGACGAAAAUAAAUCACUUUACUUUCUUCUUGGUAUUUGGAAAUUGUCAAAAGAAAAUACUUUGUGAACAUAAAGCUCUAGAUUGAGAAGUUUUCUUUUCUUGUGGAAAUAUUUAUCUAAGACAGAGAUAAACGGACGAUGUCUUUAGGAAUUUUAACGUCGAAACUUCAGACAGUCAAGAGUCUCAAAGACAGUGAAUAUCUUCAAACUUUGAGAAACCAUGAUUACGUCCAGCGAAUUCAAGAACUCGUGAAGUCCUUCUCAGAUACUGCUGGUCAUCCUGACUACAGUCAUGUGACGACAAGGAAAACCCGUGCUCAGAUGAUUCGGCUUAGUGCAGCAGUAUGUGGUAUAGAAUUAUGUUAUGCGGCAGAAACAGCAUUCGUUAGUCCAAUUCUCCUUAAACUAGGAGUUCCUGUCGCAUUCAUGACUUUAGUAUGGUGCGUUAGUCCGUUUCUUGGAUUCUUCCUGGUGCCAGUUAUGGGAUCACUAAGCGAUAGAUGUCCUCUAAAGCUAGGCAGAAGACGCCCUUUCAUUCUAUUGUUUUCUCUUGGAAUCAUGGUGGGACUCGUACUUGUGCCAAAUGGUGAAGAUCUAGGAUUACUCGCAGGUGACACUGGAACUGAUAUUGCAGAUGCUGACUAUGUUAAUGAUACAACUACAAUUCUCAGAAGGAUAAAUGCCACGAAUAAUUUAGUCCUAUUUCAGAAUGGUACAAAAGCUAUUUUGCGUUCUGAUUUUAGCCCUGAAUGGCCUUCAACCAAGAAACUUCCACACAAGCAUGUCAUAGGUAUAUUACUUACAGUUCUAGGCGUGGCAAUGUUGGAUUUUAAUUGUGAUGCUUGCCAAUCACCAUGUAGAACAUAUUUACUCGAUAUAAGUGUUCCAGAAGAUCAUUCCCGUGGUCUGACAUCAUUUACAGUAAUGGCAGGACUAGGUGGAAGCUUUGGGUAUUUGAUGGGCGGUAUUGACUGGGAAUCUACCAGUUUUGGCACCGCCCUGGGUGGACAUGUAAGGGUGGUAUUUACCGGUGUCCUGAUUCUUUUUGUGGUGUUUGUUUUUCUAACUAUGACGAGUUUCAAGGAAAUACCACUGAAAGAUUUAGGAGUUACUAAAGAGCAGUUACAGAGAAAGGUAAAGACAGUGAAAAAAGCGAAGUACAAAAAGUUUGUAAACGAGAGUUCUGAUGAUGAGACUGAAUGCAGUGAAAGUGAACAUGUAAAAGAAAGAAAUGUAUCUUAUGGUACACUUGAUAACAAGGAAACAACUGAAAAUAUUACCAAUAAUGGCGUAGAACCAAACAAACGGUGGACAGAGCAUAAACAUUCCAUCACUGAAAAUGAGGUUUCCGUCCAGCUAGAGAAUAACCGUCCUGAAACAUAUAAUAGAUAUCCGCUUACCAAAUCUUUAUCCGAAUACAAGGAUUUAUCCGACGAAGCGUCUCUUAAAACUUACUUGCGAUCCAUAGUAAGGAUGCCAAGAUCACUGCUGAUUUUAUGUCUGACCAAUUUAUUCUGCUGGAUGUCCCUAGUGUGUUAUUCUCUAUAUUUCACGGACUUUGUAGGUCAGUCAGUCUACGGUGGAGAUCCGCAAGCACCUGCCGGAAGUAGCAAGCACUUGUUAUAUGAUGAAGGAGUACGACUUGGGUCAUUAGGAAUGUCUCUCUACUCAUUUUCAUGCGCACUGUACUCUAUGGCGAUUGAGCAUCUCGUUGAGAGAUUCUCGGCGAAGCCUGUCUAUGUGUGGGGCCAGUUGGUUUACACUGCUGGAAUGGUUAUUCUGGCAAUAUGUCGUCAUCCAGUGGCUGUUAUACUUCUAUCACCAUGUGCUGGAAUCAUGUAUGCCACAUUAUUCACAAUGCCCUAUCUGCUGGUCGCCCACUAUCAUUCUAACGGGAAGUUCAGCCAAGAUGACGACAAAGGAAGUGCUAACAUACGGGGACUUGGUACAGAUGUCGCACUUGUCAGCAGUAUGGUAUUUUUAGCACAGUUCAUACUUUCAUUGUGUAUGGGAAGUCUCGUGCAUUUUACUGGAAGUACUGUAACCAUAGUGAUAGCUGCUUCCGUUUUAAGUUUCUGCGGAUCUGUUUGUGCAACCCAAGUUACCUAUCUAGAUUUAUAGGACUUAUCAACAUACGUUUUCUCACGAAAGCAUUCUGGCAAAAAUUCAACGUUUUGCUAAUUUGAGAAUACAGUAAGACAUAAUGGAUGUUUGUGAAUAAAA
Mercenaria mercenaria is the source of this 2268-nucleotide messenger RNA. RefSeq names its product proton-associated sugar transporter A-like. Gene Ontology annotation, cellular component: membrane. The record is from RefSeq and is a predicted model, not a curated record. Gene Ontology annotation, molecular function: sucrose:proton symporter activity. Lineage: Eukaryota; Metazoa; Mollusca; Bivalvia; Venerida; Veneridae. Bases 184 to 2166 code for a protein of 660 amino acids. The transcript has 4 exons.